This is a messenger RNA of Artibeus jamaicensis (Jamaican fruit-eating bat), 2184 nucleotides long. RefSeq names its product monooxygenase DBH like 1 (gene MOXD1). Bases 47 to 1891 code for a protein of 614 amino acids. NCBI's taxonomy places the organism in Eukaryota, Metazoa, Chordata, Mammalia, Chiroptera, Phyllostomidae. Gene Ontology annotation, cellular component: secretory granule membrane. The transcript has 12 exons. Gene Ontology annotation, biological process: dopamine catabolic process; octopamine biosynthetic process; norepinephrine biosynthetic process. The record is from RefSeq and is a predicted model, not a curated record. Gene Ontology annotation, molecular function: copper ion binding; dopamine beta-monooxygenase activity.
GCCAGUCGGCGGGAGCCCAGGUGCCUGCGGGCAGGAGGCCGGGAGGAUGCACCGCUGGUUGCUGCUGCUGCUGUGGGCGCUGUGCCCCCGGGCGGCGGCGGGGGGCUCCGGCCGCACCUUCCCGCACCGCGCGCUCCUGGACUCGGAGGGCAAGUACUGGCUGAGCUGGAGCCUGCGGGGCAACCGGCUCGCCUUCCGCCUCGAGGUGCGCACCGCCGGCUACGUGGGCUUCGGCUUCUCGCCCACCGGGGCCAUGGCUGCGGCGGACAUCGUCGUGGGCGGGGUGGCCCAGGGGCGACCCUACCUCCAGGAUUAUUUUACAAAUGCAAAUAGAGACUUGAAAAAAGAUGCCCAGCAAGACUACCAGCUGGAGUACGCCAUGGAAAACAGCACACACACAGUGAUUGAAUUCACCCGAGAACUGCACACGUGUGACAUGAAUGACAGGACUAUAACGGAGAGCACCGUGAGAGUGAUCUGGGCCUAUCACCGUGAGGAUGUGGGAGAAGAUGGUCCCAAGUACCACGACUCCAACCGUGGCACCAAGAGUCUGCGGUUAUUGAAUCCUGAGAAAACCGAUGUGUUGUCUACAGCCAUACCAUACUUUGACCUGGUAAAUCAAGACGUCCUCAUCCCAAAGAAAGGUACGGUAUAUUGGUGCCAGAUGUUUAAGAUUCCCAUGUUCCAGGAGAAGCAUCAUGUAAUAAAGGUGGAGCCCGUGAUACAGAGAGGCCACGAGAGUCUGGUCCAUCACAUCCUGCUCUAUCAGUGCAGCAGCAACUUGAACGACAGUGUUCUGGACUAUGGCCACGAGUGCUACCACCCCAAUAUGCCCGAUGCAUUCCACACCUGCGAGACUGUUGUGUUUGCCUGGGCCAUUGGUGGAGAGGGUUUUUCCUAUCCGCCUCAUGUUGGAUUAUCCCUUGGCACUCCAUUAGAUCCUCGUUAUGUACUUCUGGAAGUUCAUUAUGACAACCCGGCAUAUAAGGAAGGCUUAAUAGAUAACUCUGGACUGAGGUUAUUUCACACAGCAGAUAUAAGGAAAUACGACGCCGGGGUGAUCGAGGCUGGCCUCUGGGUAAGCCUCUUCCACACCAUCCCUCCUGGCAUGCCGGAGUUCCAGUCCGAGGGUCACUGCACUCUGGAGUGCCUGGGAGAGGCUCUGGAAGCGGAAAAGCCCAGUGGAGUCCGCGUGUUUGCUGUUCUUCUCCACGCUCACCUGGCCGGCAGAGGCAUCAGGCUGCGGCAUUUUCGAAAAGGGGAGGAAAUGAGAUUACUUGCUUAUGAUGACAAUUUUGACUUCAAUUUCCAGGAGUUUCAGUACCUAAAAGAAGAACAAACAAUCUUACCAGGAGAUAAUCUAAUUACUGAGUGUCGCUACAACACGGAAGAUAGAGACCUGAUGACUUGGGGAGGCCUAAGCACCAGGAGUGAAAUGUGUCUCUCAUACCUUCUUUAUUACCCGAGAAUUAAUCUUACUCGAUGUGCAAGUAUUCCAGACAUUAUGGAACAACUUAAAUUCAUUGGUGUUAAGGAGAUCUACAGGCCAGUCACGACCUGGCCUUUCAUUAUCAAAAGCCCCAAGCAAUAUAGAAACCUUUCCUUCAUGGAGGCCAUGGAUAAGUUUAAAUGGACUACAAAGGGAGGUCUGUCCUUCAAUAAGCUCGUCCUCAGCCUGCCAGUGAAUGUGAGAUGCUCCAAGACAGACAAUGCAGAGUGGUCGAUCCAAGGGAUGACAGCAUCACCUCCAGACAUAGAAAGGCCAUACAGAGCAGAACCUUUGGUGUGCAUCUCUCCUUCCUCAUCUGCGAGCAGAAACUCCUCUCUCAGGCUGCUGGUGUGCUUCGCAGUCCUGGGCAGCAUGCUGAGCCGAUUACACUUGUGGUCCUAAUUCUGCAGUCCUUGGAGACGAUGUUUUCUGUGAUCUGAAACUAUCAUUUAACAUGAAAGUCAAACCACUUUGGGCCUGAGGAGCGAGUGUGAAGAUCGUGGAGACUCACCUUUCGUAUACUCCCUUCCUCCCCACUCUCCCAGUGAACCUGAGAGAUGUCACAGGUUCUCCUCCUUUUUUCAGAAAUGUCUGAUAAAAUGUAUCAAUCAUCAAUAAAGCAAAACUGGCCUGGUAAUGGUACCUUUAUAAAACUUUGGACAAAGUCAAGUGAAAGUAAAAGAAAUUUUUAUUUA